AUGGAGAUGAAAACCAGCGAUCGCGGUGGCGGGCCGAAAGCCAUGGGUGAGAAGUUGAUGCAAGAAGUUGCUGAAUUAGCAAACAAGACAAAGAAGGUGGGGAAAGACGAUCCAAGACGAAUAGUUCACUCUCUAAAGGUUGCGUUAGCCAUUACCAUAGUGUCUUUGUUCUACUAUUUUGAGCCUCUUUAUGACAAUUUUGGUGCAUCUUCCAUAUGGGCUAUCAUCACUGUCAUUGUCGUCUUUGAGUUUUCUGUUGGAACAACUCUUGGAAAAGGGUUGAAUAGAGGAAUGGCAACUUCAAUAGGCGGAGCUCUAGGGUUUGGAGCUCAUUACAUUGCAAGCUUUAGCGGAAAGAUUGCACACCCCGUAUUGCUUGGGAUAUUCAUAUGCAUAAUAGCUGCAGCAACGACGUAUUUUCGAUUCGUCCCGAAGCUGAAGGCGAGAUACGAUUACGGGCUUCUGAUAUUCAUGUUGACGUUUAGUAUGGUGACAGUGUCUAGUUUUAGAGACGAUGAGAUCUUGAAACUUGCUUGGCAUAGGCUUAUAAAUAUUCUGAUUGGUGGCCUUGUUGCUGUGGUUAUUUGCAUCUUUGUUCGCCCUGUUUGGGCUGGCUCCGAUCUUCACCAAAUGGUUGCCACCAAUAUUGAAAAUCUAGGGACAUUCUUUGAAGGUUUUGGGGUUGAUUAUUUUGGAGCAUCUCAAGGAGAGUCUGUUGGAGGAGCAAAUACAAAUAUGCUGAAGUAUAGAAGUGUCUUGUCUUCUAAACAAAAUGAAGAAUCUUUGAUGCCCGUAGAAAUGAAGACCCAAUAUCAAGAACAUUGCUUGCAACUAUGCACUGAAUCAGGCAAAGCUUUGAAGGCCAUGGCAAUGGCAAUAAGAGAUAUAACUCCUCCGACCACGGCUGAGUCCCACAUCGAGAAAGCGAACAAGACGACCGAGGAGCUCAAGACUCUUCUAACGAGUAGCCACUUUAAUGGUGGCAUGGAGAUGGUAUUAGCUACAACUUUGAUCAUAUUGCUCAUUGAUUCCUUCUCUUGUUCUCAGAAGAUUGCUGAUUCUGUUCAUGAGUUGGUUUCCUUGGCCCGGUUGAAGACCGUGGCGCCACCGCAGUCCGAUGUGGCACCGGUGGAGCACCAGAGUUUAUCACACGCAGCCGAUCAUCAUGUUAUUACCAUCAACCACACUCAACAAAGUGCAGAAUAG
Molecule: messenger RNA, 1206 nt
Organism: Momordica charantia (bitter melon)
Lineage: Eukaryota; Viridiplantae; Streptophyta; Magnoliopsida; Cucurbitales; Cucurbitaceae
Source: RefSeq, a predicted model, not a curated record